AUGGAAAUCCCAGUUCCCUCUGAGGAGUACUCCCCGCUGACUGAUGGUGACCAUGGUGACCGCGAUGUCAAGGCCUUCGAGAAUGCAUCUACAAACGUUGCAGCGUCACAGAUGCGCAAUGCCCUCAAUGCCCUCGCCGAUACCGUCACGGAUCCCAAGGAAAAGCAGCGUUUUGAAGCAGAGAUGGACAACUUCUUUUCUCUAUUUCGACGAUACCUAAACGACAAGGCAAAAGGCAACGUCCUGUCCUGGGAUCGCAUUGCUCCCCCACAACCAAGCCAAGUCGUCGAGUACAGUGAACUGGGGAAUUCGGCUUCAGUCGACUUUUUGAAGAAGUUGGCCGUGAUCAAGCUGAAUGGUGGCUUGGGGACGUCGAUGGGCUGUGUUGGACCCAAAUCCGUCAUCGAGGUUAGAGAGGGCAUGUCCUUCUUGGACCUAUCUGUCCGGCAGAUCGAGUACCUGAACCGCACGUACAACGUUAAUGUGCCGUUUGUGCUUAUGAACUCCUUCAAUACCGACGAGGACACCCAGUCGAUAAUCAAAAAGUACGAGGGACACAACAUUGACAUCCUGACGUUCAACCAGUCUCGAUAUCCCCGCAUUCUCAAGGAUUCGUUAUUGCCUGCCCCCAAAAGCUAUCAGGCCCCCAUCACGGACUGGUACCCCCCCGGUCAUGGUGACGUUUUCGAGUCACUCUAUAACUCUGGGACGUUAGACAAACUCUUGGACCGAGGAGUGGAGAUUGUUUUCCUUUCCAACGCGGACAACUUGGGUGCUGUUGUCGACAUGCGGAUUCUGGAACACAUGGUGAAGAACAAGGCGGAAUAUAUAAUGGAACUAACUGACAAGACUAAAGCCGACGUCAAGGGUGGUACCAUCAUCGACUACGAGGGCCGGGCCCGCCUGCUCGAAAUCGCCCAGGUGCCCAAGGAGCACGUGAACGAAUUCAAAUCCAUCAAGAAAUUCAAAUAUUUCAACACCAACAAUAUCUGGAUGAACCUGCGCGCCAUCAAGCGCGUCGUGGAGCACAACGAGCUCGAAAUGGAAAUCAUCCCCAACGACAAGUCCAUCCCCGCCGACCGCAAAGGCGAGGCCGACAUCUCCAUCAUCCAGCUCGAAACCGCCGUCGGCGCCGCGAUCCGCCACUUCAAAAACGCUCACGGCGUCAACGUCCCGCGUCGCCGCUUCCUGCCUGUCAAGACCUGCUCCGAUCUCAUGCUGGUCAAGUCCGACCUGUACACGCUCCAGCACGGGCAGCUGGUUAUGGACCCCAACCGGUUCGGCGGCGCGCCACUAAUCAAGCUAGGAAGUGAUUUCAAAAAGGUUUCCGAUUUCCAGAAGCGGAUUCCCAGCAUCCCGCGGAUCCUGGAGCUCGAUCACUUGACGAUCAGCGGCGCGGUCAAUCUCGGUCGCGGUGUGACGAUGAAGGGCACUGUGAUAAUCGUGGCGACGGAGGGCAGCACGAUUGAUAUACCCCCCGGCUCCGUUCUUGAGAACGUCGUCGUGCAGGGAAGUUUGAGGAUCUUGGAACACUAA
Histoplasma mississippiense is the source of this 1536-nucleotide messenger RNA. Its product is annotated as UTP--glucose-1-phosphate uridylyltransferase. Gene Ontology annotation, cellular component: cytoplasm. Gene Ontology annotation, biological process: UDP-alpha-D-glucose metabolic process; glycogen metabolic process. Gene Ontology annotation, molecular function: UTP:glucose-1-phosphate uridylyltransferase activity. The transcript has a single exon. The coding region runs from base 1 to 1536 and encodes 511 amino acids. The record is from RefSeq and is a predicted model, not a curated record. Lineage: Eukaryota; Fungi; Ascomycota; Eurotiomycetes; Onygenales; Ajellomycetaceae.